Messenger RNA from Protobothrops mucrosquamatus (brown spotted pit viper), 1346 nucleotides. It is a transcript of the gene APOBEC2, whose product is annotated as apolipoprotein B mRNA editing enzyme catalytic subunit 2. The record is from RefSeq and is a predicted model, not a curated record. Gene Ontology annotation, biological process: cytidine to uridine editing. Bases 105 to 797 code for a protein of 230 amino acids. Gene Ontology annotation, cellular component: cytoplasm; nucleus. NCBI's taxonomy places the organism in Eukaryota, Metazoa, Chordata, Lepidosauria, Squamata, Viperidae. Gene Ontology annotation, molecular function: RNA binding; cytidine deaminase activity. The transcript has 3 exons.
AGACAGCUCUCUGCCUCCCUCCCUGCUCCAUUUCUGCUUCUGAAGCCUGUGCCCAGUUUUUGGCCACCGCUGUGGUCUUUGGGCACCCGCUACAGUACAACAGGAUGGCUGAGAAGCAGGAACAACCUCCAGUAGCCCAGAAUGGUGAAAAGGCUGAAAAGGCUGAAACGGCUGAAAAGGCUGAAAAUGCAGAGGAAUCCGCGGAGGCAGAAAAGCCAAAGGAACUGGAGGAAUUGCCACCCUUUGAAAUUGUCACAGGAGAACGGCUUCCAGCCUGCUUUUUCAAUUUCCAGUUCAAGAAUGUCGAAUACAGUUCAGGAAGAAACAAGACCUUCUUGUGCUACAUCAUAGAGAUCCAGGAUAAGGAGUCCAAAAUCAUACGGGGCUACCUGGAAGAUGAACAUGCAGCAGCCCAUGCAGAAGAUGCCUUCUUCAACACUAUCUUGCCCAAGUGUGAGUCUGGCUUGCGCUACAAUGUCACCUGGUACGUCAGUUGUAGUCCCUGUGUAGGAUGUGCUGAUCGGAUAACUAAAGCACUUCAGAAGAACAAGAACCUACAUCUCUCCAUUUCAGUAGGUCGUCUAUUCAUGUGGGAGGAACCUGACAUACAAGCUGCCUUGAAGAAAAUGAAAACAGCUGGUUGUAAAUUGAGGAUCAUGAAACCUCAAGAUUUUGAGUAUGUCUGGCAAAACUUUGUAGAGCAGGAGGAAGAAGAAGCAAAGGCAUUCACACCCUGGGAAGACAUUCAAGAGAACUUCCAAUUUUAUGAAGAAAAGCUUGCUGAACUUUUGCACUGAGGAAAAAAAUGUGCCAACCCAAUGGAGCAACAAGCAUGAUAUACUCUGAUAUUUGGGACUCUCAACUCAGUUUUCCAGAGCUGCUUUGAAACAGGAAACACCAGAUGUCUCCAGCUGACACACUGCUAAGCUGAUAGACUAAAAAUAAAUUUAUUAUGAUGCAUGUAGGGAUUUGAUUUUUUUUAAAAUAGAUAAACCUGCAGUGCUAUUGUUCAUAUAGAAGAAAAAAACAUUAUGAAUGACAAAGAACAGAAUCAAAGCAAAAUUCUAUCAUUUUUAAGUUUAGAAAAGUCCCAUCCCAAGAAACUUCAAAAAUUAAAUUUAAUAAUUGUGUAUUUUUAAUAUUUUUAAAAACUAAUUAAUAUGCAGUGAAUAGUGAGAGAAAUCAAAGGGAAAUGUAAUAGGGAGAGAAAUUACUAAUUAUUUUAUUGGCAGUGACCAUUCACAAAGCAUUGGUUGAGGGAGGUAGAAAUAUUUUUGCACUUCUGAACUGAUUAGCAUAUUUUUUUUUAAAAAAAUGGUUUCUGUUAAUGAUAAAUAUUUUCCUGC